AGAGAGACGAAUGCAACAGACUUUGGGUGAUGGACACAGGCAAGAUCGGCGACACGCAACACUGUUCUCCACAGUUGUUGGCUUUCGACCUCGACAAUGACAAGCUCGUCUACCGGUACCGGUUCAACCAGUCUGUUUAUAAUGAACAGUCAUUGUUUGUUACUCCAGUGGUGGAUGUAAGACCAGGCGAUUGCAGUGAUACAUAUGUGUACGUAGCAGACGUCACUGGCUACGCGCUGGUAGUGGUUGACGUGGCGAGAGAACGCUCUUGGCGCCUCACUCAUCGCCUCUUCUAUCCGUUCCCCUCACGAGGGACCUUCACCGUUGACGGUGAGAGUUUCGAUGAAAUGGACGGAGUAUUGGGCAUGGCGUUGUCCCCUUGGAGACGUAACCGCGAUCGGUUCCUCUACUUCCACGCUCUUGCUUCCACCACAGAAAACGUGGUCCGGACAUCUGUACUCAAGAAUGAUAGUUUCUUGGCAGAUCCUAACGUUGACCCUAAACUUAUCAGGGUAUUCCCGGAUGAGCGACCAAAUCAAGCAGUUGCGGAAGCAAUGGAUCGGAAGGGCAUCAUGUAUUUCGGACUCAUGGACCCGCCAAGUAUUUGGUGCUGGAAUUCUGCCACGGAGUACAAUCAAAGGAAUUUCCACCAAGUCGCCGAAGACAGGGAAACUCUACAGUUCGCCAGUGGGGUCAAAGUCAUCAACAACCUUAAGGGAAAACAGGAGUUAUGGGUUCUUACAUCAAGCUUCCAAAGGUUCAUGACUGAGUCCCUAAGCUCUAACAGGACAAACUUCAGAAUUCACACGGGAAAGAUCCCAGUGAUCUUGGCAAGGUCACCAUGUUUGUUUCCUCCAAAGAAUCGGCGGCAUGAUUACUAUGCAAACAUUAUCGCUGCCCCAGCCGAAUAAGGCGGUAUUAUGAAAAUGACAAUUUUACAGUAAAAAUUUAAAACACACGAAACGCAUUUACGAAGCUAGUGCUAACUCGAUUUUAAAGAUCUAGGUAACAAUAAAAGCGGUAUAAAAUUUGUAAGGA
Molecule: messenger RNA, 1038 nt
Organism: Hyposmocoma kahamanoa
Lineage: Eukaryota; Metazoa; Arthropoda; Insecta; Lepidoptera; Cosmopterigidae
Product: protein yellow-like
Exons: 4
Coding region: 30-911 (293 amino acids)
Cellular component (GO): extracellular region
Source: RefSeq, a predicted model, not a curated record